Molecule: messenger RNA, 1506 nt
Organism: Colias croceus (clouded yellow)
Lineage: Eukaryota; Metazoa; Arthropoda; Insecta; Lepidoptera; Pieridae
Product: ribosome biogenesis protein NOP53
Exons: 8
Coding region: 77-1486 (469 amino acids)
Biological process (GO): rRNA processing; ribosomal large subunit assembly
Cellular component (GO): nucleolus
Molecular function (GO): 5S rRNA binding
Source: RefSeq, a predicted model, not a curated record
GACAAUUUCCUUCAUUCGUAACACUGUCAACCGUGCAAUGUGUUGUCCAUGUGAUUUUUAAUAAAAUUUAUUAAAAAUGAUUGUUGAGAAGAAAAAGAAGCGUGUAUCAAAAAAGAAUAAAGCAGCGUGGCGUAAACAUAGUGAUAUCCGCGAUGUAGAAGAUUUCUUAGAGGAUCAGAGAUUGGAAGAAAGAUUGGGGCGUUUUGAUACAAAAAAAGAUGAAGAGAUAUUUAUGCUGGAUACUGUCGGCGAAGGAAAGGAAGAGGAAAAACCAGACGUUAAGCCGUUAUCUGCUAAGGAGCAAAAGAGAGCUAAACUGAAUGAAACUCCCAGAUGUUUUCAAAUACUACUCCCAUCUUCUAAGGUAGAGGAUCCUAACAAGAAAAGGAAUACUGUGAAAGCAACAGGAUCUAAGCCGUCAGAUUUAUCAAAACUAACAACAAAUAGGAAAAUUCAAAAGGGUGUGUUGCAGAAACAGAUUGAACUGACAAAGAAAAACAUUAGGACUGCAAGGGAAAAGAAGAGAAAGGCUAAAACUAUCAGACAAACGUUUGAUAAGAACUUGUGGAGUACUUCGGAUUUAGAAGCAAAAGGCAUACCAGCUUCCCUUUGUGAAGAGUUCAUAUCACCAGAGGCGCAACUGCACAAUGUUCACACAACACAGCGCUUCAGGGCGAAGCCCCCGCUGCCGAAGACAGUAGUGUCGAGAGUGGCUGUGGAGCCCCCGCACCCAGGCGUCAGUUAUAACCCAUCAUUCCAGGAACAUCAAGAUUUACUGCAGCAAGUUGUGCAGCAUGAGGAGAAAAUGAUGAAGAAGGAAGCUCAUCUCUUACGUGUCACCAAUAAGAUGUUCAGAAAGAUAACACCACAGUCUAAACAUAAUCAAUGGAUAGAAGAAAUGAGCGUGGGUCUACCACAACCGCACAAGCCACAGACAGACGAACAUUCAGACAGCGAUGGGGAAUACAGAGCUAUCAACCCGCCCGUACAGAACAAGAAGAAAGACCAUAAAGCCAGGAGGAGACAGAGGGAGAUGAUCGAGGAAAAGGAGAGGAGGAAACGGGAGAAGAUCGAUAAGAAGAAGAUCACGGAUCUUUACAAGUUACGCAAAUUGCAAGCGUCCAUUACUAAAAAAGAGAAGCGUCUCGAAGAAGAGAAGAAGAAGAAAGAGUGCAAAAAGAAGGAGUUAGAAGAAACAGCAUUACCAGCACUCAAUGCGCACAAGACGCCGAAGAGGGAACCAGACUUCGUGCCGCCGGAGGAGUUGUCUGGCGAUUUGAGGACGCUAUCCGCUAGCAAAAACCUUCUCCGUGAACGUUUCGAGUCGCUCCAAAGGCGCGGAGUACUUGCGGCUUCCAGGGUCAUGAUGAAGAAAAAACGUAGGGUCAAGAGCUACUUCAAAGCCGGGCAUAAGGUCACCGACCAGGAUGUCGAGAAAUAUAUGAAUAAUAUCGACAAAAAGAACAAAAUCACUGUGUCUAAGUAGUGAAUAAAUUUUUGAAUGAA